ACCCAAUUGACCAGCAAUUCAAGCGCAAUGGCUCAAGUUAUCCCUAUGAUCAGAGAACGUCUCUCUGGAAUGAAUUUCAACGUUCCUGAACGCUUCCGCAGCGAGCGCUUUGCUAAUUUGCGACCUCUCAAUGAGUUCUUUGAUAUCCGUAGGGUAUCCAAGCCAGCGCAUUUCGGCGAUGUUACCCAGCGUGUCAACUACAACCUCUCCCGGUUCAGCAGCAACUAUGCUGUCAUCUUCGCUAUGCUCUGCUUUUACAGCUUGAUCUCCAACCCUUUGCUCCUCUUCGUCAUUGGUCUCGUCGUCGGUGGGAUGUUUCUUAUCGGAAAGCUCAACGGUGAGGCUUUGAGCAUCGGCCCUGUCCACGCUACUACCUCCCAGUUAUAUACCGGUCUCCUCGUCGUUGCCGUCCCUCUUGGUUUCCUCGCUUCUCCGAUUUCGACCGUGUUCUGGCUUUUGGGUGCAAGCGCCGUCACUAUCUUGGGUCACGCGUCGUUCUUGGAGCCCCCGGUGGAGUCUGCGUUUGAGGAGCAGCAGGUGUAGGGCGUUUAUGGAUAGAAGGACGUGUUGGAUUUAAUGAGGAGGAAUGUAGAGGGACAGACGAUGUCGUAAUGG
Molecule: messenger RNA, 615 nt
Organism: Saitoella complicata NRRL Y-17804
Lineage: Eukaryota; Fungi; Ascomycota; Saitoellomycetes; Saitoellales; Saitoellaceae
Product: putative prenylated rab acceptor 1
Exons: 6
Coding region: 28-543 (171 amino acids)
Cellular component (GO): Golgi apparatus
Source: RefSeq, a predicted model, not a curated record